Molecule: messenger RNA, 2428 nt
Organism: Hemicordylus capensis (graceful crag lizard)
Lineage: Eukaryota; Metazoa; Chordata; Lepidosauria; Squamata; Cordylidae
Gene: TICAM1
Product: TIR domain containing adaptor molecule 1
Exons: 1
Coding region: 161-2179 (672 amino acids)
Biological process (GO): positive regulation of natural killer cell activation; positive regulation of canonical NF-kappaB signal transduction; lipopolysaccharide-mediated signaling pathway
Molecular function (GO): protein kinase binding
Source: RefSeq, a predicted model, not a curated record
CUGAGCGAGACAACAAGAGGAAAUCUCCCAGGGAGCAGGCUGAUUCAUCAUGCAUAGCCUCCCCAGUGCCUGUACAGAAGUGAGCCUCUCCUCCACUUUGCCCAUCCAAGUUGUAACAUGCUCUUCCCGUGGGGCGUUGCUUCUCUGAAUCCUUGGCAAGAUGGAGGAGAGCUCUCAAGCUCAGCCGAGCAUCGAGGGGAUCUUCCGGAUCCUAGCCACGAUCCCAGACGAGGGGCUGGUCAACUACAAACACAGACUCAAGUGCAGCCGGCAAGACAGGAGAAGCUGCCAGCUCCUGCAAGCCAUGAUCCUGCUGACUUUGAAGCGGGAAGCAGAGGCCAGGAAUCACUUGGAUGCUUUGCGGGAGGACGUCACAGCAGCCCACCUCUGCAGAAGUCGCUGGGGCAAUGCUAGGGCAAGGAACAGUGAUCCAAUGUCCCCGAAAGAGGAGGCAGAAGUGGCACUAGCCAUGGCUCAGAUGUACUCACUUUUGGCUGACGAAAAACUGUGCGGUUCCCUGGCCAGGGAGGAGGCCUACCGAGCGGCUAUUGAAGCUCUUCAAUCCAGCAACGGGACCCAGAAGACCAAACUGGCGAGCCUCUUGGCGGAAGCUCGGGAUAAGUGUGGGCUGAAUUUCACUCCUAGAGCGGCCGGCAACAAUUUCGGGGCUCUAAGAUCCGAUGCAGGGAAAUUCCCAGCCCCGGCUUCAAGUGCCCCUCUGCCAAUUAAGAACCCAUCAGAGCCUCACUCCCUGCAUAGCAUCAGCCCUUCUGGCUCCUUUGCCAGCCGCCUGGAGAUCAGCCAGUCCCCAACGGUGCCGUUUCUCACCCGUUCUAUUCACCGGCGUGGGAUCCCCGGGUCAAGCAAGCAGUGUGGAAUGGCCUCCAGCCAGUUGACACCGCAGGGCGAAGCGGGAGGCAGCCUUGAGUCGCCCGCGGAGUCCCAGCCCGAGAGCCCAGUGGACUCCUCUAUGCAAGACAAGCUGGAAAGCAAAGGAGAUGGCCGUCUCCAAGGCCACGACACUCCCGGCUGGGUGGUUUCGCCUAACCUGGAGGAGUCCGUGCAGCACUCUUUGGAAUGUACUGAACCCCCCACCACAGUGGCAGAAGAACCACAGGAUCCUAAAGGAGGAAUGCCCCAAAAUCCGCCAACCUCACCCAUUCCACAAACGAGCUCAGCUGCUGGAGAGUGCAGCCAAAAACCCAUCGGAAAAUCCAAUUCCCCAGCACAGACCACUGAACUGGGACCUCCUUCGCCUUCAAACUCCAUCCCUGCUCCUCUUUCAACAGACUCUUCCACCCUAAAGCCUCAGUAUGACGAGAGAGAGUUCUUCACUUUCGUAGUCCUCCAUGCUGGCGAAGACGAGACCCUUGCUUGCCAAGUGAAGGAUCGGCUAGAAAGCUUGGGCGUCUCCAACGGGGCCACGCUGAGCGAACAUUUCCUGGUUCCCGGACACUCCCAGCUCUCUUGCUUCCAGAAUGCCUUGGACAACUCAGCUUUCACUCUUCUGCUCCUGACACAGAACUUCAAUAGCCGGCUCUGCAGGUACCAGGUGGACGUUGCUUUGAUGGACUCCCUCACACGCUCCGUCAAGUCCGAUUCGGUGAUUCCUUUUGUGCCCAAAGAGAGCCCCAUCAAGAAAAAAGAGAUGCCCAUCCUGCUGAACGGGCUCGUGCCCCUAGACGAGAACUCGCCCGUUUUCAUCAAGAGGGUAAAGAACACUUUCACGCCAACGGUGCUUAAACAGAAGAGGGUCCAGUGGAGCUACAUGCGGGAGAUCCAGGAGAGAGAGAGGUUGUUGCUCCAGCAGGAGCAACAUCGGACUUAUCAGCAGAUGAUACAGCAUCUGUCCACACUCCGCCUCCCACCUCAAAUGCCUUUUCCAGCACCGCAGGCCCACUUCUCCGGAUUUCACCACGCCCCAGCUGGAGGCAUUCCACAACCGUUUCUUCCUCCCAGCUUUCCUGCACCCGGAAUGCCACAGCCUGGGCCUGCCCAACCCUCUCUGCCAUUUGCGGUCCCCUUAGGCCCUCCCAGCCUCAUGCCGGGGGCAGCUCAGCCCCACCUCAUCAUUCAAAACGCCCAAAUGAUUCAGAUCGGAGACUACAACCAAAUGCACGUAGAGAGGACCCAGGCAGCACUCGGCAUGGCCGGUGAAGAGGUUGGCGAGAACUUGUGAACAGAAUAAUUUGUUGCAGGGAAGAGACGCAAGGGUUGGAAACAAAACACCCACCAUCUAUCAAGUUGCUACACAAAUCUGUGGGGUGGCCUCACUUAGGAUACUGUGCACAGUGCUGGUUGUAUCAUCCCCCCAAAGAUUUGGGGCGCCCAUGGGUGGGAUGGGAACAGGGCUGUAGCUUGGGUGUAGAGCAUCUGCUUUGCAUGCAGAAGGUCCCAAGUUCAGUCCCUGGCAGCAUCUCCAGGUAGG